Oncorhynchus gorbuscha (pink salmon) is the source of this 2411-nucleotide messenger RNA. Its product is annotated as protein asteroid homolog 1-like. The transcript is spliced from 6 exons. Lineage: Eukaryota; Metazoa; Chordata; Actinopteri; Salmoniformes; Salmonidae. Bases 1 to 1992 code for a protein of 663 amino acids. The record is from RefSeq and is a predicted model, not a curated record.
AUGUGCUGGCACCCGUGGCAACCAGGGAGGGCGGGGGAGAGUGGGGUUGGGGAGUCGGGGGAGAGUGGCGGGGAGUUGGGGGAGAGUGGGGUGGGGGAGUCGGGGGAGAGUGGCGGGGAGUUGGGGGAGAGUGGGGUGGGGGAGUCGGGGGAGAGUGGGGGGGGAGUUGGGGGAGAGUGGGGUGGGGGAGUUGGGGGAGAGUGGCGGGGAGUUGGGGGAGAGUGGGGUGGGGGAGUUGGGGGAGAGUGGCGGGGAGUUGGGGGAGAGUGGGGUGGGGGAGUCGGGGAGAGUGGCGGGGAGUUGGGGGAGAGUGGGGUGGGGGAGUCGGGGGAGAGUGGGGUGGGUGUGGAUCAGCAGCAUGGAGGGGAUUAUGAGGACCAGGUUUGCAAGUUCUUCAAGGCGCUGAGAGAUUGUGGCAUUGAACCUUAUGUGAUUAUAGACGGAGGCUCCGACCCCACCGACAAAAAGUUUGAAACUCUCAGAAAACGAGCUGAAUCAAAGAUCAACACAGCCAACAUGUUGUCCAAGGGGCUUCGAGGGGCCAUGUUAAUACCAACCCUUGCCAGACAAGUCUUUAAAGAGGUCCUUUCCAGCUUAGGGGUCCCGUUCGCACAGGCCCUUUCUGAGGCAGACCAAGAAAUAGCCUCACUGGCUCAAAAGUGGAACUGUCCGGUCCUGUCCAAUGACAAUGACUUUUAUAUUUUUGACAUCCAAGCUGGAUUUCUGCUCCUGUCCCAUUUUCAGUGGCAGAACGCGUCAGUGCAAAAUGACAUCCCCUGCAAGCUGUACACCACAACAAGCUUCUGCAGACACUUCAACAUCAACACACAGCUUCUCCCAGUCUUCGCUGCCAUCGCAGGAAACGACUAUGUCAACUUGUAUAAUAUGGGCUUUCCCAUCAGGUGGAAAGACAACUCGCCAAUGGAACCCAAUCGAAAUCCAAGGGUUGUCUUUUUAAACAAGUUGCUGAAAUGGCUGGCCAGUUUCCAGGAGAAGCAGGAGGCCUUGGACAAUGUGCACCUCCUCAUUGGUCAUGGGGAAAACAACAUGGAUGCUGCCCUCCAGGCCCUCUCUCAGGGCAUAGAAACAUACCAGAUUCAACCCGAAUGCCUGGAGCGUUUCUUCAAUGAUGGCGAGGCUCCUGAUCCCGGCCUUCUCCCAGACCAUCUGAGUGUCCUUCCAGACUGGACCCUGCUGCCGUUGACAAAGGGGACACUUCCCCCCUACAUGAUAUACAUUCUGCAGCGGAGGCCAGUGAUACAAGGUAUCCAAGUGGAAGAUCACAGCUUACCCAGUGGGAACAUCACCUCUCGGCCCAUACGGCAGGUAUUCUACGGGCUGCUGCUGGGUGAAGGGGGGGAAGUGGAGGAGUAUGACAGGGAAGGGAAGAACCUGACCAGGUUAAAGGUUAAAGCCAUCCUGCCCAGUGCUGCCAAACAGCUGCAGCUGGCCACACUGGAUAAGACUCCAUAUUUUGAGCGUCUUGAGGUAUUUUUGGAGACCGUUGGUGUGUCCCAGUCCACUUUGAAUGGUGUCCCACCUCAUCUGGGACUUCCUGUGGCUGUUACCUACUACUGGCUGAGGCACGCCCGUCAACGACCAGACCUUCCUCUCCUGCAGGCCCUGGUACUAGGACUUAUGUUCGGAGAGCUCUGCAGACAGAGGAAGAGCCAGAGAGGGUUUAUAGAGGAGGAACCAGUGUUGGAGAGGAUGAGAGGGCUGAUUCAGAGACCUGCUAUGAGUCCAGACCUGGGUGUGGCCCACGUCUUUAGCCAAUGGAAUCGUUGCAUGAGGGAUGGCCUUGACCUGAACCAACUGCUGUGUCUCCCUCUACCUGAGCCUCAGUGUGCCUGGCUGUACAAGGGAACUCUGGUGCACCAGCUUGUGGGCCAACUGAGAGAGGGGGUGACCCCGGAUUCUCUCCUGAUGGAAGACCCUUCCUCUGUGCAGCUGUACAGAGCCAUGCUGGAAGCCAUACUCAACUCCCAGUAAGCUGAGACCACUGGACAACCUGACGGCCCCUCUGCAGAUUCUGUCGAUGGAGGAAGAAGAAGAUGUUGGUGAUGAUGAUGAUGGUGCUGGAGGAGGUUGUACUGAAGUCCCAAUGUCCCACUGCAAGAGGAAGGAAAGAUUUAACAAAGCUCUGUCAAGUUGUAAAUAUCGGGACCACUAUAUACAGACCACUAUACAACUGUUGAGUUAUAGAUAUAGGGACCACUAUAUAGGGACCACUAUAUAGGACCACUAUAUAGGACCACUAUAUAGGACCACUAUAUAUAGGACCACUAUAUAGGACCACUAUACAACUGUUGAGUUAUAGAUAUAGGGACCACUAUAUAGGACCACUAUAUAGGACCACUAUAUAGGACCACUAUAUAGGACCACUAUACAACUGCUGAGUUAUAGAUAUA